Molecule: messenger RNA, 1420 nt
Organism: Pollicipes pollicipes
Lineage: Eukaryota; Metazoa; Arthropoda; Thecostraca; Pollicipedomorpha; Pollicipedidae
Product: putative peptidase C1-like protein F26E4.3
Exons: 9
Coding region: 80-1420 (446 amino acids)
Biological process (GO): proteolysis
Molecular function (GO): cysteine-type peptidase activity
Source: RefSeq, a predicted model, not a curated record
GCGCGCCGCUGCAGCGUGGGGUGUGCGGUCAGCGCUGCGCCAGAGACGCCGCCAGCGGCCAGCCAGGACACAGCUAGUCAUGAUGUACCUUUUGGUACUGACCCUGGCCAUCGGGUCAACUCUCGGCCAGGCCCCUUAUCGGCCCGACUACAGUGACCUGCGCAGAGGCCAGUACUGCGAGAGGCUGAGAGGGACGCAGCCAGGGAACUGCUGUCCGGACCGACUGGACGACUGCAGCAGUCCAAUCCUGGACACCCUCUGCUACUGCGAUGAAUUCUGCGACCGUGGCGCCUCUGGCGACUGUUGUCCAGAUUACUUCUCCUACUGCCUGGGCGAGAAGGGACCCGAUCCCGUGAUCGCUGGAUGCAAUCACAGAGGAAGAAAACUUCUGCCCGAGCAGAGCGUUAAAGAGAACUGCAAUAUUUGCAAGUGCGUGAAGGUCAGCGACACGCUCGCCGAGCUGAUGUGCGACACCAGCAAGUGCCUAGUGCAGCCGGAGCUGAUCGGCGACAUCAACAGCCAGGACGCCUACGGCUGGAGGGCCAGCAACUACUCUCAGUUUUGGGGAAAGAAGCUCAACAGCGGCCUCCAGUAUCUGCUCGGUACCCGUUACCCCAACGACAUGAUCAACCAGAUGUACCCCAUCACGAAGGUGUUCGACCCGAGCCUGUUGCCGCGCUCGUUCGACGCCCGCACGAAGCGCGAGUGGCGAGGCCUGAUCGGGCCGGUGGAGGACCAGGGCUGGUGCGGCGCCUCGUGGGCCUUCUCCACGGCCACCACGGCCGCAGACCGGCUGGCCAUCCAGAAUCCGGGCCGUCGGCGGCUCGACUUCAGCGAACAGAACGUCAUCGACUGCGGCUACGUGCGCGACGACGGCUGUCUGGGCGGCAACCUCGACCGCGCCUGGAACUACUUACGCCGAUUCGGUGUGGUCGAGGAGGAGUGCUACCAGUACCGGUCGGGCGAGACGAGCUCCAGCGGCGAGUGUCAGACACCGCGCCGCUCGUCGCGGCCGUAUCAGCUGACCUGCGCCAACGGCACCACCAUUCAGCUUAGCCGCGACGAGAUGAUCGGCAUGCAGCCACCCUAUCGCAUCGCCAGCAAGGAGCAGGACAUUAUGCACGAGCUCUACUACAGCGGACCUGUGCAAGGCCGGGUGGUCAGGGUCGUGGCCAGCGGCGCGGUGCAGGCUUCAAAAGGAUGGGACACGUCCGGCGGGCAGUCGGCCGCUCGUGCAGUGGGCAAGUCGGCGGGCAGUCGGCCGCUCGUGCAGUGGGCCAGUCCGGCGGGCAGUCGGCCGCUCGUGCAGUGGGCCAGUCCGGCGGGCAGUCGGCCGCUCGUGCAGUGGGCCAGUCCGGCGGGCAGUCGGCCGCUCGUGCAGUGGGCCAAUCCUGCCUGCAGCCGGCCGUUCGUGCAGUAG